UUUUGGAAUUGACGACGAGUCAACCAAAUUCGGUUGGUCUAUAUUCAAGUAUUAUCGACUCCACAAUAUAUAUUUUUUAUUAAAAGUAUUAUUUUCAAGACCAACGACUUAUAUAUCAAGUCAAGCACGAAAUUACUCACCAAAAUCCCUUAAUGUCUGCAUCAAUUUAUUUUCUCCUUAAUAUAUACCUUUUCUGUAUCGAAAAGAUAAUGGAUCUACACGCCAAGGAAAACAAAAACAUUGUGUGCUUUACCUCAUUAGUGAUUAGUAACAUUCUGGUAUCAUAAACGUUUCCUUAUAUUAUCUGUGUGAAACUACAACCAUGCUGUAUUUAAUUGAAAACAACAAGGAUUAGAGUACUACUAUAAAUUAACAGUUCAGGAUAUGUAAUUAAUAAUACAAUUACAUGUACAUUUAACAUCAAAAUAAGUUUCGUUAUAAGUUAAUUUUUAAGACUAAGAUGACAAUAUAACAGUAAAUUUUGUGUAGCGGGUCGUUGCCAAUACUCCUGCUGGUUUUUUUUUAAGCAACUAUUUCAGAUUCAAACACAGUGUUAAAGAGGUAAACAAAGAUCUAUAUGUAACAAUAUAUAGCCAAAAAGAAAAGUCUAUACACAACUAAUUGAUGGUGUUGUGUUUCCAAGAAGGCAAGAACCAUUACCAUACAACAGAAGGUCAACGAGUAUUAUUGUCUUCUCUAUAUGCAUUAACCGGUCCCGUAACAAUACUUUGACGCUGGAAGCUUUCGGAGUAUUUUUUAUCUCUUUUCGUAUUAUAUACAUGUGAAGUUAUUUUUGCGAAAGAAAGUUUAGUUAAAAAGUGAUUUUUGGUGGUUAAAACAUGCUUCCUUUCCCUUGGCCCAAAAAAAUAUCUCAUUACAUAAAAAGAAGAAGACAAGAUGAAACAACGUAAAGCCAUUAUAAUUAAUUUUCAUCUUCUUAAAUUAUUUUCAGUUACCAUUGUCUAUCCAAAUUCUAUACGCUGUAUAUAUAAUAUAUGAUAACCAUAACUCGUUUUCAUGACGUAUUCAUUACUUGGUAUUAUUCAUAUGAUCAUAUCAAUGUACAGUAUAUGAUUAUAUAUAGAGCACAAUGCUGGAAGCUUCUUCCUAUCAUCUUGUUAAAGACAAACCGGAAUGAGAAUAUGAAACCGAUCGAGAGACAAAUUCAAGUUAUAAGCAAAUUUAACAAAAAAAUAUAUGUUAAGAAGUUAAUAUAAACGUAUAACUCCACAUCAGACCACCAUACUAUAAGAAACAUCCUUAAUUUAUAUGUCCCCCCCGUUAGUAGCUUAUAGUAAAGGGUAACUAAUUAUUUACCCCUUAUUUAUAACUAACAACAAUAUACAUAUAUAGAAAAUCGUCACUACUUUCAAAGUCAAUAUAUGAAUCCAAAUAAUACAAAUAUUCUUGAUUUAAAGAAAAUUGUGAUGGACAUUAAAACAAACGCACAUUGCAAAAUUCCACAAUGAAGCUCUAGUCAAUUAAGUCUGAACGUCCACCAAAGUAUUAAAAAAAAAGCAUGCAACAUGGAAACUACGUACAAAUUACCCCUUAUUUACGUCAAUCCUCUUUAAAGGCAACCUCUUCGCUCCUCAACUUCUAUUUUACUCUCCCUAAAGACUUCACCCUUUAUGUCACUUUUCAAAUCAAAAAUGUUCAAAACAACGACGACCCUUCUCUGUUUCUUUCUCACCUCCGUCAUCCUUAUGGUCCCAACUUCCUCCGCCGCCACAGACAACCCAACUUACUCCGCCUCCACAGACACGUUCAUUUAUGCAAAUUGUUCGCCGGCCAAAUUCUCUCCUGGCUCCGCAUACGAGACCAACCUCAAGUCCCUUCUGUCUUCCCUCGUCACCUCCACCGUCCUCAACCGCUACAACAACCUCACUGUUCCCUUCGGUAGUGGAGUAAAACCUGGACCGGACGUUACUGUAUAUGGUCUCUUCCAGUGCAGCGUUGACCUAGACCCAACUUCUUGCUCAUCGUGCGUAUCACGCGCCAUCGCGCUGGUCGGAAACACGUGUCCCAACUCGUACUCCGUGUUCUUGCAGAUGCAAAAUUGUCUGGUCCGGUACGACAAGAGCUCCUUCUUUGGCGUUCAGGACAAAACCGUGAUGCUUAAGAAGUGUGGACAGCCGAUGGGAUUUUACGACCAGGAUGCGUUGACUAGAGUCAGUGACGUCAUCGGUUCUUUAGGUUCUGGGAGUGAACCGGAUAGGACAAGAAUGAACGGGGAUGUUCUGGGUAUGGCUCAGUGCACAGAGGAUCUAAGUCCAGCACAGUGUCAGGAUUGCUUGACCGAUGCAAUCGGACAGCUCAGAUCUGAUUGCUUAAUGGCCCAGGGAGGGUACGUCUACUUGUCCAAGUGCUACGCGCGUUUCAGCUUCGGUGGUAGUCAUGCACGUCAGACCCCAAACUCUAACUUUGGAGGAGAGAAAUAUGAUAAGGAUGAUGACGACAAUAAUAUCGGGAAAACAUUGGUGAUAAUAAUAGGAAUCAUCACGUUAGUCAUCUUACUCGUUUUGUUACUCGCUUUUCUUGGAAAGAAACUCAGAAAAUUACAAGAUGAUAAAUGUUGUAGAUGAAAGGAAAUGUGAGAAAUAGUCAAUCAACAACUCGAGUCAAGCCACUAGCUACUGCUAGUUGUGUUUUUUAAAUUUAAAGUUUUGUGACCUUGCAUGCUUCAUUAGAUGUAGAUGUAUUAUUGUCUUAAAUGAAAAAUAAUGGACAAAGCUUCCUCUUUUUUCUCUUUGUUAAUCGAAACUUCCUUAUCUUAUGUUUAAACAUUAUGUAGUAUCUGAUUUGGUAUUUAUAAAUAUCGUUUAAAUCUUCUUUUA
Brassica rapa (field mustard) is the source of this 2837-nucleotide messenger RNA. RefSeq names its product plasmodesmata-located protein 5. Lineage: Eukaryota; Viridiplantae; Streptophyta; Magnoliopsida; Brassicales; Brassicaceae. Gene Ontology annotation, cellular component: plasmodesma. The record is from RefSeq and is a predicted model, not a curated record. Gene Ontology annotation, biological process: defense response to bacterium.